This is a messenger RNA of Aegilops tauschii subsp. strangulata, 1050 nucleotides long. The record is from RefSeq and is a predicted model, not a curated record. Lineage: Eukaryota; Viridiplantae; Streptophyta; Magnoliopsida; Poales; Poaceae.
AUGGCCGCCGGGGCCCGACACGGUGAGGCCACUGCGGCUGGGCGGGGCAAGGGGCAGGAGCAGGGCGCCGGAGCGCCGGAGGUGGCCGCCGGCGUGGCGUCUUCGCCGGCGCAGGGGGGUGCAGGAGCGGGGCGAGGUCGACGCCGGCAGUGGGGCAAAGGCGAGGCGAUACAAGGGCGGGCGCCCGGCGGAGGAGCGGCGGUGCGUGCGGGGUGGCUCGUCGGAGCCGCCGGGAGCAGCGGCGGGCGGCCGGGCACGGCGGGGCGCCGGCGGCCAGGGCUAGCAGCGAAGCAGCAACGCGCAGCAGCAGGAGGAGGAGGAACGGCAGCAGCGCAGCCGCAAGCAAGCAGCAGAAGUAGUUGCUACGGGAGUAGGGGCACGGUCCAGCGAACAUGCGCGCGAGGGGGGCGAGCAGCGACGGGAGAGGGGUCGCGGCGACGCAUGGGGUUCCAGGGGCACGGGCUCGCGUGCCCGGGCGCAUGCAAGGGUGCGCGGGGCGCCGGCCAUCGCGGGCAGGCGGAGGUGAAGACCGAGCCUCACCGCGGGUGCAGGGAUCGUGGCAGUGGGGCGCAGAGAGGAGACGGAGACGACGGCGACGCCGUGACGAGGUGCAGGCCGGCGAGGAGGAGGAGGCAGGCCGACGAGGAAGCUCCGGGCGCCGGCGUCGGCGUCGGGGGGCGCUGGGGCCCUGUUUGUCAUAGGCCCCUGGGGCCAAACGGGCGCGGGCGGCGCCAGGCGCCCGACGGGGCAGCCCUGGGCACGCGGGCGACGGCCACCGGGGCGCGACGCAGUGAGGCCACCGCGGCUGGGCGAGGCAAGGCGCAGGAGCAGGGCGCCGGAGCGCCGGAGGUGGCCGCGGGCGUGGCGUCUUCGCCGACGCAGUGGGUGCAGGAGCGGGGAGAGGUCGAUGUCGGCGGUGGGGCGAAGGCGAGGCGAUGCAAGGGCGGGCGCCCGGCGGAGCAGCGGCGGUGCGCGCGAGCUGGCUCGUCGGAGCCGCCGAGAGCAGCGGCGGGUGGCCGGGCACGGCGGGGCGCCGGCGGCCAGGGCUAG